CCACUCUACCAGAGUCUAUCUUUUCUUUCCUACUCAUUGCAACGUCAGCAAUCACGUGCUCUUUUCGGCUGAAAGAUGGCUGGGGCUGGAAGUAAGAAGUCUUUGACUAAGGAAGAGGAACUUUUAUUGCAAGACUUUAGUAGAAAUGUGUCUACUAAGUCUUCGGCUUUGUUUUAUGGCAAUGCAUUUAUUGUGUCCGCCAUUCCAAUUUGGUUGUUUUGGAGGAUUCAUCAGAUGGAUCCUUAUCAGUCAGCCAUAUUGUUUGUUGUUGUAACCUUUGUGAGCACCUGGCUUGUGGCUUUUGCAUAUAAAAAUGUGAAGUUUGUUCUGAAACACAAAGUUGCUUUGAAGAGGGAGGAAGCUGUAACUCGAGAGAUAAUGAGGAAACUGGCCGAUGAUAAAAAGAUGUCAAAAAAAGAAAAAGAUGAAAGAAUACUGUGGAAGAAAAAUGAAGUUGCUGAUUACGAAGCUACAACAUUCUCAAUAUUUUACAACAACGUGCUGUUCCUGACACUGGUGACCAUGGUUUCAUUUUAUGUGCUGCGCUCUUUUCAGCCAGGAAUCAACUAUGUUAUGUCUGUAGGUGUAGCUGGUGGAAUAUUAGCUCUGUUUUCUACUGGUUCUCAGUAGUGUUUUUCACAGUUGUUGUCAUUUAGUAGUCAGUGACAAUUGUAAUUCAAAUAAUCCUAGUGCAUUAUGGUAUGUAAUUACCAGGAAAUAAAAUAAUGUUUCUAAUAAACA
Messenger RNA from Limulus polyphemus (Atlantic horseshoe crab), 741 nucleotides. Its product is annotated as translocon-associated protein subunit gamma-like. Gene Ontology annotation, cellular component: membrane; endoplasmic reticulum. The transcript is spliced from 5 exons. Bases 76 to 630 code for a protein of 184 amino acids. Lineage: Eukaryota; Metazoa; Arthropoda; Merostomata; Xiphosura; Limulidae. The record is from RefSeq and is a predicted model, not a curated record. Gene Ontology annotation, biological process: SRP-dependent cotranslational protein targeting to membrane.